Molecule: messenger RNA, 813 nt
Organism: Zea mays
Lineage: Eukaryota; Viridiplantae; Streptophyta; Magnoliopsida; Poales; Poaceae
Product: splicing factor, arginine/serine-rich 12
Source: RefSeq, marked validated
GGGCCCAACACGAGGCUCCCGGACUCCUCAGUUCCUUCGCUCCUCUGUAACCCGGGGCGGCCGACGAGGCCGGGACCACCGACGGCGACGAUGGGCGGCGGCGAGGGCAAGUCCAAGAAACGCCGCUCUUCUACCUCCUCAGCGGAUGAAGAAGGGGGGGAACGGAAGAGGCGGGACAAGAAGGAGAGCAAGAGGAGGAGCCGAGACGACAGGGAGGAUGACGAUGACAGACACAAGAAGAAGGGGAAACACAUCGACAGGAACAAAGGAAAAGAGAGAGAUUCGAAGGAUAGGCAUUCCAAGGAGAAGACGAGCAAGAGAAAAGACAAGGACGCUGCCUUCAAAGAAAUAUCCAAGGAUGACUACUUUGCAAAGAACAACGAGUUCGCUACCUGGUUGAAGGAGGAAAAGGGCAAAUAUUUCUCAGAUUUGUCUUCAGAGUCUGCUCGUGAUCUUUUCUUGAAGUUUGUGAAACAAUGGAACAAAGGCAAGCUGCCAUCACAAUACUAUGAGGGGAUUACGAGUGGCCCACGAUCAGCGCACAAUUGGAACAUCAAAGCAUGAUACGUUUUCUGGUUAAUCGGGUCCUUCGGCUUGAGAUGUUUUUUGCUUUCCUGGCGAGAUUUUUCUAAUAGUUGCAUCUAGCAACUGCUUUUAAUAUUCUGGGUUGUUGUAUUUAAGCUGAUGUUCAGAAUGUCUGUCUAAGCAGGAGGGUAGAUCGUGGGUCUCUCUAGUAUCCAGUGUUUAACAUCAACGCUACUUUUCCAUUGAUCACUACUGUUUGAUCCUACAAUGAGCAAACAUAUUGUUUCU